CACUUUGAUAGAUGUCAGGAACGGUUUUAUUUUGUCAACGAUUUUGUUGUUGCUGGUUUUACUUGCGGAAAAUUGCGCAAGCAAACUGAUUGUAAUUGUAUAAUACGUUUAGAUUUUCACCUAUCCUAAUAAAUCAACAAGAAUAUGAAAGACACGGUGCACAGCAUGUCGACAACUCCAAAUACUGAGGCUGUUCACGGUAACGGAGAGGCCUUGCCAGUGGAGGAAUCACCAGCCAAACUAAAAUUGAGAGGAUGGCUGAAUCGUCACCUUAAAAUCAAAAUGACCGAUGGCCGAGUUUUGACGGGGGCUUUUUUAUGUACAGAUCGUGAUGCCAAUGUUAUUUUAGGCUCGUGUUCGGAAUUCUUGUCAGAAGAACACACCGAAGCUAGAGCCCUGGGGCUUGUUAUGGUGCCAGGUCGACACAUUGUAACAAUUCACUUAGACGCAUAAUUAAUAAUAAGUAUAAGAAUAAACUAUUCUACGUCUGUACAUUGAUCAAUCAAUCAAUCAAUACAUUUUAGUAACAUAUUA
Molecule: messenger RNA, 534 nt
Organism: Neodiprion virginianus
Lineage: Eukaryota; Metazoa; Arthropoda; Insecta; Hymenoptera; Diprionidae
Gene: Sbat
Product: N-alpha-acetyltransferase 38, NatC auxiliary subunit
Exons: 2
Coding region: 145-453 (102 amino acids)
Cellular component (GO): NatC complex
Molecular function (GO): RNA binding
Source: RefSeq, a predicted model, not a curated record